This is a messenger RNA of Rosa rugosa (rugosa rose), 2013 nucleotides long. RefSeq names its product replication protein A 70 kDa DNA-binding subunit B-like. The transcript is spliced from 11 exons. Gene Ontology annotation, cellular component: nucleus. The record is from RefSeq and is a predicted model, not a curated record. NCBI's taxonomy places the organism in Eukaryota, Viridiplantae, Streptophyta, Magnoliopsida, Rosales, Rosaceae. The coding region runs from base 216 to 1559 and encodes 447 amino acids. Gene Ontology annotation, biological process: DNA recombination; DNA replication; DNA repair. Gene Ontology annotation, molecular function: DNA binding.
CACAUAUAAAACCAAUAGUUCCACUGCCUCCUCAAUCCAGAAGCCUCCACUAAUAUCACCCCUCACUAUUUCGAGCAUCGGAGGACCAUCCAUCACGAUCCAUCUUAAUCAAAACAAGGCAAAAAAAAGGUGGAUAAUUCAGAAGGAAUCGAGAACUAAACCGGAAGCAAUCACAGUGUAAUUUUAAUUCCACAGAAGAAUCGAUCAAGAAAACAAUGGCCCCCACCUUUAUCCGUGAUAUAGAACCUUUUCAAUUCAUUGAAGAAAUGAGAGCUCGGGUAGCAAGGAUAUGGAGGCCCAAAAAGUUCGAUACUGAUAUCUAUGAUGGGCUUCAUUAUGUUCUCAUCGAUGAAAGGGGCGAUGCUAUCCAUGCUAUAAUUGAUGAAUCACAUUAUCCAGUUGUUACAAACAAAAUGGAGGAAGGCAGGGUCUAUGACAUAUUUCGCUGCCAUUCAAGAGAGAAUGACUUUCCAUUCAAAGUUAUUGAUCAUGAGGCACACCUCUCUUUUAACCGGAUGACGGAGUUCAAACAAGUUCAAGACUCUUCCUCACCGAUUCCACGAUAUGCAUUCAACCUCCUUGAGUUCAGUGAGUUAGCUGACAAAAAAGAAGAUCAGAUAGUUCUGAUAGAUGUUUAUGGUUGUCUGAAGUCAAUCAUGCCAGAGUCCCAGGUCUUUGUGAGGAACAAAGAAAAAAUGGAAUCAAAGUGUGAAAUAACCUUGGAAAAUCUCAGGAGAGAGGAUGUUAGAAUCACUCUGUGGGGCGAUAAUGCCAGACAAUUUGAUGUACAAGCUGUACAAAAUCGUUCUCCACCGAUCUUAGCAGUAUUUACAAGCUUGCGGAUUACUGAAUUCCAACAACGAAUCACAUUGUCUGGAACGAAUCAUACCUGCAUGAUUGUAGACCCGCAAAUUCCUCAAAGACAAGAAUACAGAAAUGAAUUCUCCAAGCCAGGUGACAAAGUAAAGAUUCUUGCUAUCCCAUUUAAACAGGCAACUCAAGAAGAGCUCAAAGAUCGACAAAAAAAAACAGUAUCAGAAUUGAACAUGCUUAAUCCACGCCUGUACAGCAGCAAGCCUGUUUGCUGCAGUGCUAAAAUCGCUAGAUUCUCGACACACAAUAGCUGGUGGUAUAACGGUUGUCCAAUCUGCCGCAAGCAGCUUCGACAGAAACAAAAUUCUAAUGAAAUGAGUUGUAUUAAACAUGAAACACAACAGCCUUUGCCAUGUUACAGAGUAUACGUAACAAUCGAAGACCGGGAAAAUGAAGCCAUACUGAUUGUAAUGGGAGAAGCAGCUGAACAACUCUUUGGCAAUACCUGUCCAGAAUUACUAAACAAACAACAAGAACCUACAAGACAAGCAUUGCCAAAGGAGAUUGAAAAUACAAUCGGCCAACAAUACCUCUUCGAGAUUCAACCAAAAUCUCAUGGUGAACUGAUUGUGAAAUCUAUUUCUCCAGAUCCACAAAGUUUUGUAGCAGUAUCAGAACAACAUCCAACAACCGCAACACCAGAUCGUCCUAGCACAGAAAAAAAAAAGAACAGUGGAAACAAGUAGAAAGCACUCUUCACCACUGAACAAGAGAAAAAAAGCAAAAGGCAAUCCCGGCAUCAAGGAACUACAUCAUCAUCCCUUCAAAGCGAGCAACAUGAAACACAAACAAGUCACUGAACAAGAAUCCGAUCUCUCUGUGUUUGUAACAUAUAUUAUAUUAACUUAUUUCUUUUAGUUACAGCUGUGCUGACUACUUUUGCUUUUGUAUAAUUGUAGUCAGCGAAUCAACUGAAAAGCAGCUAGAACAAUUAUUUUUUUGGGUAAAUUCUGCUGCAUUUUUGAUCACUGAAUUUCAGUUGAUUCUACAGCAAAGCAGUGGGAGCAAUUAAUUUUUUGAAGUACUACUCAAGUAAGUUUUGCUCCACUGAAUGUACUAUAACAAAAAUGUAAAAAGGCAAAACACUGUACUCUCUCAGUUAUGUGUAAUAUCUAAUGAUAUCAAAGUAGUUCUUAAUCA